Molecule: messenger RNA, 786 nt
Organism: Elephantulus edwardii (Cape elephant shrew)
Lineage: Eukaryota; Metazoa; Chordata; Mammalia; Macroscelidea; Macroscelididae
Product: PC-esterase domain-containing protein 1B-like
Exons: 3
Coding region: 1-786 (261 amino acids)
Source: RefSeq, a predicted model, not a curated record
AUGGUCCACCUGUUCGCCUCCGAAGUCCGGCAGCUGCUCCACAACAAGUUCGUGGUCGUACUGGGGGAUUCCAUCCAGAGGACUGUGUACAAGGACCUGGUGCUUCUACUGCAGAAGGACUCUCUGCUCACCUACCAUCAGCUCAAGGAAAAGUACAUGGAGGACAUCUUAGAAGAGUUGCGGACAGACAGCUAUACCCCUGAUGUGCUCAUCAUGAACUCCUGCCUGUGGGACCUCUCCAGAUAUGGUAAGAACCCCUGGAAGAGCUACCGGCAGAACCUGGAAAGCCUGUUCCAGCGCCUGGAUGAGACACUCCCGGAGUCAUGCCUCCGGGUGUGGAACACGGCCAUGCCCUUGGGCCAGCAUAUCACUGGGAGUUUCCUCCCUCGAGACCAGCCCCUGUGCACAGCCUCCCUGCACAAGGACGUGGUGGAAGCCAACUUCUACAGCUUUACCGCGGCACAUAGACACCGCUUUGAUGUCCUAGACCUGCAUUUCCACUUCCGCCACUCGCAGCAGUUCCGGCAGAUAGACGGGGUGCAUUGGAACGAAUUUGCACACCGACACCUCUCCCAGCUCCUGCUCGCCCAUGUAGCUGACGCCUGGGAAGUGGAGCUGCCCAAUCGAAGGCCCGGGUACCAGUGGAAUAAACGCAUAAGGGGGCGAAAUGGCAAGGCUGCUGAGAGGCAGCCCCAUGCUAGCAGUUGCCUGGAAUGUGUUCGCUUCCUACCCCCUGGUUCUUAUAUAUCUAACACUUCCAUUCUCACCUUCCACGUCACCUCUUGA